This is a messenger RNA of Cydia amplana, 2316 nucleotides long. RefSeq lists its product as uncharacterized. The coding region runs from base 1 to 2316 and encodes 771 amino acids. The transcript has a single exon. Gene Ontology annotation, molecular function: nucleic acid binding; zinc ion binding. The record is from RefSeq and is a predicted model, not a curated record. NCBI's taxonomy places the organism in Eukaryota, Metazoa, Arthropoda, Insecta, Lepidoptera, Tortricidae.
AUGGACACCGAUUUGCAGAGUGAUUUGGUAUUGAGGCUGCAAGGAGGGGGUGAUGGGGAGAAUAGCAGUCCGGCGGAGGCAGGAGCCUCCACUGGCCACCCCAAAGAUGGAUUCCGGCCACUUCUGGACGCCCAGGGGCGCUGGGUGUUCCAUGUUGAUGACGUGCCUCCGGGGACAGCGGAGGAUUCUACACGCUCCCCACCCAAACCCGCUAGGGGGCUUAGUGAGAGACGGCAACCCGUAGUGCGAAUAGAACGCAUGCCAGAAAGGGUCCCCUCUCUUGGCAGGGAGGAGUUCUUCUCCCCCAUGAGAAUAGACACGGGUGACCUCCCUGGGGACGGAGUAUUUUUCUCUCCGGUGCCAACCGACGGGGAAACCGCCGAAUCCGACGUUUCGCUAACUGCCCAAAUGGCCGCAGGACGGAAGAGGCAGCGAAGCAGUGGUAGCGACACGGGAGCAUCGCCGAGCGGCGAGGCUUCCGAUCUUGCGGAGCGAGGAAAGUCUGCCUCGGGGCCCUCCAAGCGAGGAACAGGCCGCCAACCAUCCACGGCGCGCCACGCCGGGCUAACCAAGGAAAAGGCUAAGCGCCGGGAGCUCGAGCUGCAAACUGAAGAGGACCUGAUGGCCGCGUCCAAAAUGGUGACGCUAAGACGGCUUGCCCGCCAUCCGGAUUCGUUUGGGACGACAAGUGGGUCAGACGACGAAGAAAACCGCACUGUCCUGGCCCUAAACCAGCAGGUGCGUGAUAGUCUGGGGCUUAUCAAGGACGUGGCCACCAAGUCCAAAAACCUAAAGGGCACGUACCAACGAAUCCUGAAGGAGGCUGUGGCUGCGAUCAGGGAAGCUGUCGGUGAGAUGAGGGGCCGGACUGUCUCCGAUGAGACGAGGAGGCUCGCCGCCGAAAACGCUCGCCUUAAGGCGGAAAUGGCCGAGCUCCGUAAGGAGAUGGGCGACUUGCGCAAUAGCCUUGGGCAGCGCCUCGAAGGGACGCGCCAAGAGACGACGACAUCACCUGCUCGGGAGCAAGGUGACUUAGAGCGCAAUAUCGUGGCCAAGGUGACUGAAAUGAUGGGUACAAGGUUGAGCGCCCUGGAGGAGAAACUGCUCCCACAGCAACCUACUCAUGUGUCGUCUGCUCCCACACCUUCCAAAGCAGGAAGCUCUCCCCCCGGUCACACUCCAGCUCCUACCAACCCAGCGGGUGCGAAGCGGGCUGCGAAAAAGAAUAAAAAGAAGGAGGGGCCCAAAAAGCGUCCUACGGGUGUUCCUGGCCCCGCUUCCCAAGUCCGGCAGCCUCGGCUGCAGACAACAGUGCCUGCCUCGGAAGAGGAAUGGACGACUGUGGUCAAGCGGGGUAAGAAGAACAAAAAGAAGUCUCCCGUUGGAGCAGCGACGACUGCGAAGCCGCAACAGCCGGCGGCACCGCGGAAAGCGCAAGAAGGGAAGGGUCGCAAUAAGACCAAGGCGCUACUGCGCACCCCGCGGUCAGCCGCCGUAGUCCUCACCCUGGAGACGGGAGCAGAAGAGAGGGGCGUUACCUACGGAACGUUGAUCACGGAGGCCAAGUCCAAAAUUUCCCUGGAUGGGCUCGGUAUCACCGGUCUAAGGUUCCGUAGGGCAGUGACAGGGGCGGCAAUCCUGGAGAUCCCAGGCCCAGACACCACCAGCGGCAACCAAGCAGACUCUCUUGCUGCCAAGCUGAGGGAGACGCUUAAUGUGGCCGACGUCCGCAUCUCUAGGCCGGUAAAAUGCGCGGAGAUGCGCAUUUCCGGCCUGGAUGACUCGGUUACAGAGGAAGAGCUCGCCGCUGCCGUGGCGAAAGUUGGAGGGUGUGCCCUAGAGGCAGUGAAAGUUGGCCGGAUCUCCCGCACGCCAACAGGCCUGGGCACAGCGUGGGCUCGCUGCCCCGUAGCAGCCGCCAAGAAAGUGGCUGAGGGGCGACUCCUCGUCGGAUGGGCUUCGGCAAACGUGAAGCUGCUGGAGUCCCGACCCCUGAGGUGCUUCCGCUGCCUGGUGCCUGGCCAUGUUAGGAAGGGGUGCACCUCAGAAAUCGACCGCAGUGACCAGUGCUACCGAUGCGGUCAAUCCGGUCACCGGGCCAGGGACUGCACCGCCGCGCCCCACUGCACUCUGUGCACUGCAGCGGGCAAACCUGCUGACCACAGUGCCGGCAGCAGUACCUGCGCGAUGGGGGCUAAAGCCCCAAAACGCAUGUCCCGGAAGGCGACCAGCAAACCAGGUACUCCUGGAGUGGCGGCGCCUCUGGCCGCACAAGAGGGCCCGAUUAGCAAUGCGCCAAAUGACGAGGUCAACUAA